Messenger RNA from Sinocyclocheilus anshuiensis, 1000 nucleotides. Its product is annotated as voltage-gated hydrogen channel 1-like. The record is from RefSeq and is a predicted model, not a curated record. The coding region runs from base 107 to 793 and encodes 228 amino acids. Gene Ontology annotation, cellular component: plasma membrane. Lineage: Eukaryota; Metazoa; Chordata; Actinopteri; Cypriniformes; Cyprinidae. The transcript has 6 exons. Gene Ontology annotation, molecular function: voltage-gated proton channel activity. Gene Ontology annotation, biological process: proton transmembrane transport.
UUUUGCGUUGUUUCUUAAAGUAAGAUCUCCGUUGAGGAUUUUUUUGUAGAUGGUGGCACGCAAAACUUUUUCUACAAGUGUUCAACUCAUGUGAACCCCGAGAAAAAUGUCCCGUUUUCUGAAGCAUUUCACAGCGGUGGGUGAUGAGCAAAACACCGCCGCACAGUGGCAGGACACGGAAUUGCACGAUGUCAGUGAAGACCUGGAGCGCGCCACAGGACAGCACCUGGGACAGGUCAGCUUCAGGGACUCCCUACGCCGCCUCUACAGUACAGAGAGGUUCCAGAUUUUUGUUGUUUGCUUGGUCGUCUUGGAUGCCAUUUUCGUUCUGUGUGAGUUGCUUAUUGACUUGUCUAUCAUUCAAGCAGAUCAUCACAGAAUCGCUCCGCAGGUAUUCCAUUAUCUCAGCCUCACCCUUCUCACAUUCUUCAUGGUGGAACUGUUUGGAAAAAUCUAUGCGUAUCGUCUAGAAUUCCUCCACCAUAAGUUUGAGGUGUUUGAUGGGAUUGUGGUGGUGGUAUCCUUCAUCCUGGACAUUGUAUAUAUCUCAAAGGAAGAUGCAUUUGAUGCCAUGGGGCUUCUGAUCUUGCUCAGGUUGUGGAGAGUGGCCAGGAUCAUAAAUGGUAUAAUUAUGUCUGUGAAAAAUCGUGCCCAUCACAAAGUUCAGAAAAUAAAAGAGAUCAAUGAAAACCUUGUACAUCAAGUCAAUGAACUUCAAGAGCGACACACAAAAAUGGACCAAGAAAACGCCAGGCUUCGUGCGCUCUUAAAACAGCACGGCAUUGAGUUUUGAUGCUCCAAGGUUAUUCAUUAAACACAUCACAUGAGACUGAGCUUAAGACUAAUCAUGUCUAUUCAUUCCAUAUGAAAUGUGAAGAAGGUCAUAUUACAGUGUGAUGUGUUUAUUGUCACUCAAAGCCAAGCCGAUCUUGAUCUUUGUCCCCUGGCAGAUCUUUAACAGCACACAUAAAGGGAGAUGAUUUUUAAAGCCAGUGACUCA